AUGGCGGCCCUGGGGGACGACGGGCUGGACGGCUACGUGUACACGCCCUACAGCCCCUACUCUUUCCCCUACGCGCCGGGCCCCAAGGGCAAAGGCUCCGGGGGCGGCGGCGGCUGGCGGCCCCGGGGGGGGGCGGCGUCCGCCCUGUCGGGCUACGGGCAGCUGACGGCGGCCGAGUACUUCGACAGCUACCAGCGGGCGCAGCUCAUGGCCAUCCUGUCGCAGGUGAACCCGGGCCUCGUCCCGCGGCUCCGCAAGGCCAGCACCCGCGACGCGGCCGUGCAGGUGAACCCGCGCCAGGACGCCUCGGUGCAGUGCUCGCUCGGGCGCCGCACCCUGGUCCGCCGGGGCCGGGAGCCGGGAGACGUCCCGUUGCCCACGGCCGCGUCCCCGCCGCCGCCGCCGCCGCCGCGGCCUCCCGCGCAGGGCAGCCCCGUGGCCGGCGCGCCGCGGCCCGCGCGGUUCCCGCGCACCGUCGCCGUCUACUCGCCCGUGGCCUCGCGCCGCCUCGCCACCUUCGUGGAGGAGGCCGAGGCCGUAGGCCCCGCGGGGGAGGCGCCUGAGGCGGCGGCGCGGCCCGAGCCGGAGCACGAGCGCGGGGAGGGUGCGGCGGACGCGCCGAGGCCCGAGCUCCAGGAGGGCGGCGGCCAGGCCCAGGCCGCAGUGCGAGCUGCGUGGGAGAAUCAGCCGCCCCGGCCCGGCGGCCUGAUGGACGGAGAGCCGGUCGAGGAGCCCGAGGAGGAGGAGGAGGCCGAGGCCGAGGCCCCGCAGCCACAGAGCCCCGGGCAGAAUAAGCCGCGGCUGCGCUUCCAGUUCUUAGAGCAGAAAUAUGGCUAUUAUCACUGCAAAGACUGCAACAUUCGAUGGGAAAGUGCAUAUGUGUGGUGCGUGCAGGGUACCAAUAAGGUCUACUUCAAGCAGUUUUGCAGAACUUGUCAGAAGUCUUACAACCCAUACCGAGUGGAGGAUAUCGCCUGUCAAAGUUGUAAACAGACAAGAUGCUCCUGCCCAGUGAAACUUCGCCAUGUAGAUCCCAAAAGACCUCAUCGUCAGGAUUUGUGCGGGAGAUGCAAAGGAAAACGGCUCUCCUGUGACAGCACCUUCAGCUUUAAAUAUAUCAUUUAAGUGAAUGAAUAUGUAAAGAGUACAGAUGUAAUUUCUGCAAUGAGCUUCUUUUGCUUACCACCUUCCCUUCCCUGAAAAGACUAAUCAAAAUAGCAGGAAUACUU
Vombatus ursinus (common wombat) is the source of this 1229-nucleotide messenger RNA. RefSeq names its product zygote arrest 1 (gene ZAR1). Gene Ontology annotation, biological process: translation. Bases 1 to 1125 code for a protein of 374 amino acids. The transcript has 4 exons. Gene Ontology annotation, molecular function: mRNA base-pairing post-transcriptional repressor activity. NCBI's taxonomy places the organism in Eukaryota, Metazoa, Chordata, Mammalia, Diprotodontia, Vombatidae. Gene Ontology annotation, cellular component: cytoplasm. The record is from RefSeq and is a predicted model, not a curated record.